Molecule: messenger RNA, 3400 nt
Organism: Mustela erminea (ermine)
Lineage: Eukaryota; Metazoa; Chordata; Mammalia; Carnivora; Mustelidae
Product: probable ATP-dependent RNA helicase DHX40
Cellular component (GO): intracellular anatomical structure
Molecular function (GO): RNA binding
Source: RefSeq, a predicted model, not a curated record
UCUCCCCUGAUCGGUGGACGUGCUCACCUCCGCUCCGGGCCAGGUCUAUGUCCCGGUUUCCUGCCGUCGCGGGCAGGGCGCCAAGGCGGCAGGAGGAGGGUGAGCGGUCAAUAGACCUUCAGGAAGAGCGGCCUCCGGCUGUUUCCAUCGCUGAUAGAGAAGAGAAAGGAUGCACAUCAAAAUAUCUGUAUGAAGCAGGGUUUUCACAACAUGGUAUGAUUGGUGUGACUCAACCACGAAAAGUAGCUGCUAUAUCAGUUGCUCAGAGGGUUGCUGAAGAAAUGAAAUGCACUUUGGGAUCCAAAGUAGGGUACCAAGUUCAUUUUGAUGAUUGCAGCUCUAAGGAAACUGCAAUCAAAUAUAUGACUGAUGGAUGUUUACUGAAACAUAUUCUGGGAGAUCCAAAUCUUACCAAGUUCAGUGUCAUCAUUUUAGAUGAAGCCCAUGAGAGAACUCUAACUACAGACAUCUUGUUUGGUUUAUUGAAGAAGUUAUUUCAGGAGAAGUCUCCUAAUAGGAAGGAACAUUUGAAGGUUGUGGUGAUGUCAGCAACCAUGGAAUUAGCCAAGCUCUCUGCAUUCUUUGGAAAUUGUCCAAUAUUUUAUAUACCUGGAAGGCUUUAUCCAGUCAGAGAAAAAUUCUGCAAUUUGAUUGGCCCAUGGGACAGAGAAAAUACUGCAUAUAUUCAAGCGAUUGUGAAAGUGACCAUGGAUAUCCAUUUGAAUGAAAUGGCUGGAGACAUCUUGGUUUUUCUGACUGGUCAGUUUGAAAUUGAAAAAAGUUGUGAGUUACUUUUUCAGAUGGCAGAGUCUGUUGAUUAUGAUUAUGAUGUUCAAGAUACAACUCUGGAUGGUUUGUUAAUAUUGCUAUGUUAUGGAUCUAUGACAACAGAUCAACAGAGAAUAUUUUUGCCACCUCCACCUGGAAUUAGAAAAUGUGUCAUAUCCACCAAUAUUUCUGCAACGUCUUUGACAAUAGAUGGAAUUAGAUAUGUGGUAGAUGGUGGCUUUGUGAAGCAGUUAAAUCACAAUCCCAGAUUAGGGUUGGACAUCCUGGAGGUGGUUCCAAUUUCAAAGAGUGAGGCGUUACAGCGAAGUGGCCGAGUUGGCAGGACUUCCUCAGGAAAAUGCUUUCGGAUCUACAGUAGAUUUUGGAACCAGUGUAUGCCUGACCAUGUGAUCCCUGAGAUUAAGAGAACUAGUUUGAAAUCUGUAGUUCUGACCUUAAAGUGCCUUGCCAUACAUGAUGUUAUAAGGUUUCCCUAUUUGGAUCCACCUAAUGAGAGAUUCAUUUUGGAAGCUCUUAAACAACUUUACCAAUGUGAUGCUAUGGACAGGAGCGGCCAUGUGACCAGGUUGGGUUUGUCUAUGGUGGAAUUUCCUCUCCCUCCACAUCUGACGUGUGCAGUAAUAAAGGCUGCUUCUCUGGAUUGUGAAGAUCUACUACUUCCAAUAGCAGCAAUGUUGUCUGUGGAAAAUGUCUUCAUUACACCGGUUGAUCCAGAGUAUCAGAAGGAAGCAGAACAAAGACAUCGAGAAUUGGCAGCUAAAGCUGGAGGAUUUAAUGACUUUGCAACUUUAGCUGUCAUCUUUGAACAGUGCAAAUCAAGUGGAGCUCCAGCUUCAUGGUGCCAAAAACACUGGAUUCACUGGCGAUGCUUAUUUUCUGCAUUUCGUGUUGAAGCUCAACUUCGAGAACUAAUCAGGAAGCUUAAACAGCAAAGUGAUUUCCCAAGAGAGACCUUUGAAGGCCCGAAACAUGAAGUACUAUGAAGAUGUCUUUGUGCAGGCUAUUUCAAAAAUGUAGCUCGAAGAUCCGUUGGGAGAACAUUUUGCACCAUGGAUGGGCGUGGAAGCCCAGUUCACAUUCAUCCUUCCUCAGCACUUCAUGGACAAGAAACCAAACUCGAAUGGAUCAUUUUUCAUGAGGUAUUAGUUACCAUGAAAGUCUACGCAAGAAUUGUGUGUCCAAUCCGUUAUGAAUGGGUGAGAGACUUGUUACCCAAGUUGCAUGAAUUUAAUGCACAUGAUUUGAGCAGUGUGGCCCGACGUGAAGUGAGAGAAGAUGCAAGAAGGAGAUGGACAAAUAAGGAAAACGUAAAGCAUCUAAAGGAUGGAAUCUCAAAAGAAGUCCUCAAGAAAAUGCAAAGAAGAAAUGAUGAUAAAUCCAUAUCAGAUGCACGUGCUCGUUUCCUUGAGCGAAAGCAGCAGAGGUCCCAGGAUCACAGUGACACACGGAAGGAAACAGGCUAAGCAGUGAACCCUGCAAUUCAGGAAGUAGGAAAAGCAGCCAGGAAAUGUGCUUCUACUUUGCCAUUUAUAUCAGACAGCAGUACCAAGAGGAAGUGGUCAGCAGCUGUUAUUAGCAUACAAGCUAAAAGCAAAUAAAAGUUCAUCAGUACCAGUAAAUGGAAUUUUCAAAGAAAACAUUGAGUUGCCAUUGUCAUAGGCAAUGAUAUAUGAAACCAAUGAAAGACAAUACAUGUGAUAUUUUCCUCACUUCAAUUUUGCUGGCCUUAACUGGUAUCAAAUGCUGUCAUUGAGAUAUUUUCAAAGAACACUGAAUUGUAUUUAAUCAGCGUGUAUUCCAUUUGCAUUUGAAGCAUUAAAAAUUAUUUUCCUUAAAUCUCUUUAAGGCCUUCUUGUUGCUAUUAGAAUAGUAUUAUUUCAGGUUAUCAGGUAUAUGACCAAUUCCUUCAGAAGGCUGAAUAUAAGAGGUUUUUACUCAGCAAUACUUAGAUGUCUAACUGUUUAAUUGCUACAGAGCUUAAUAGAUAUUUAGAGAAAAGAUUUAAUCAAUUAGUAAAUAAGAAAAUUGCCUAUGGCAAGUUUCUUUGUUGAAUUAAUAUUAAUCCUUAAAUUGAUUUUUCUGGGAUUAUACAAAUUCCUUUUUAUAUAAAAAUAUAUUGUUUAAAACAGUAGCUAUAGCCAUUAACCAAAGGACAGAUGAUAUAUAUGUUUUUGUUUUUUUUUAGCUGUCCCUACAUACUUGUAUCAGCACCACUAUGUAGGUGUGACAGUGUUUCAAACAGCUCCUCCACCUGACCUGCUCUCUUGCCUCCAGCUGCUUGGGUAGGACCCUUUAAACAUCUGUUACACUGAUACUGAGAUAGAGUUUUUCAAAGCAGCCAACACUAUAUCACCAGUGUUUCAGAUUGGAACCUUGAGGCUAGUUAGUAUCACACUCAGACCACACUCAGCACUUGCCCACUCUGUUGUUUACUGCCUCGUAUUCUAGUUAUUUGUGUAUUUGUCUGUCUCCCCCGACUAGAUUAUACGCUCCUUGUGGGCAGGGACUAUGUCUUUCUCAUCUUUGUAUCUUUCAUGGCACCUAGCACAGUGCUUUGCACAUAGUAGCCACUCAAUGUUUGUUAAAUAAAGCUAUUAGUGUCAUUAAAAUU